Messenger RNA from Penicillium vulpinum, 1464 nucleotides. RefSeq names its product aldehyde dehydrogenase. Bases 1 to 1464 code for a protein of 487 amino acids. Gene Ontology annotation, molecular function: aldehyde dehydrogenase (NAD+) activity. NCBI's taxonomy places the organism in Eukaryota, Fungi, Ascomycota, Eurotiomycetes, Eurotiales, Aspergillaceae. The transcript is spliced from 6 exons. The record is from RefSeq and is a predicted model, not a curated record.
AUGGAUUUCACCACCUUCCACAACAUCAUCGCAGGCGAGCGGCGGAGUUCGUCAACUGAGUAUUCAGGCACUUCACCUACUACCUUAUUGUCGCUCUGGCCUGCACCGGUGGCAUCUUCGGACGAUGUUGACGAUGCAGUGGCUGCAGCCCAGGCGGCUUUCCCAUCAUGGGCGGCCAAGUCUUACGUUGAGCGUACGCGGUUGUUAGAUCGGUUCGCCGAUCGCUACCUCGAGCUUGCCGAUGAAUUUACCAAGUUGCUACAGGUGGAGACUGGACGGAGUACCCAGGCAUCGGCGAUUGAAGUGAUAUGGGCGGCUAACUGGCUGCGAUACCCUGGGAUGAAGGAUAGUCUAACCAAGGAAGCCCAAUAUACACUUCCGGAAAAGCGUCACGAGGAUGAUGAGAAAACCGUGCUUAUCAAAUACGAGCCUCUGGGGACUGUGGCUGCCAUUUGCCCGUGGAAUUCCAUUGGUAAGAUCGCCCAGGCCGUUGCAACGGGCAACUGUGUCAUCGUCAAACCAUCGCCCUUCACACCCUACUCUGCCCUGAAGCUGGUCGAACUAGCACAGGAGAUUUUUCCGGCCUCGGUGAUUCAAGCGCUGGGGGGCGAUGACCAACUUGGUCCGUGUCUGGUGAAACAUCCUGGUAUUCAUAAAGUCUCGUUCACAGGGUCCUCUGCCACCGGCAAGAGGGUAAUGCGAGCAUGUGCCGAUACGCUCAAGAGACUAACACUAGAAUUGGCUGGUAACAAUGUAUCCAUUAUACUUGAUGACGUGGACGUCGAACAAACUGCCCUUCAGACUGCACACGCCCUCUGGUUCAAUGCCGGACAGGUGUGUCUCAAUGCUCGGAGACUCUUCAUCCACGAAUCUAUCUAUGAACCUUUUGUCCAGGCAUUGGUCGCCGCCACAAAUGCACUAGGUGGUGAUCUAGCCUCAAACGUUGGACCUAUCCAAAACGAAAUGCAGUUUCAACGCAUCAAAAGCUGCCUAGAAAACUGCCGGAAUGAGGGAUAUCGAUUUGGCACGGGCGAGAAUCACAAGGCUGUUGGACUGUUUGUUCACCCCGUCAUCAUCGACAAUCCGCCCAAUGAAGCGUCGGUCAUGCAGGACGAAUAUUUUGGUGGGAAUUUCCUUUCAUGCGCUGGUUAUCAUGGAUAUUUCGCUUAUACACAACUAGGACCUGUUGUUUCAUGCAAACCAUUCUCAUCUCUGGACAAUGUGGUGGACUUCGCCAAUCAGACAAAAAGUGGCUUGGAUGCAAUUAUUUGGAGCAAAGAUAUUGAUUUGGCUGAGAGUGUCGCUGUCCGCCUGGAUGUCGGCAGUGUGUUCAUCAAUGGGCCUCCAAAGCCGGAUCCUUUUGUGCCUUUUGGAGGCCAUAAGCAAAGUGGAAUUGGAGUGGAGUAUGGAUUGGAGGGUUUGCUGGGGUGCUGUCAGAUUAAGACGAUUCAUCGGUAUAAAUAG